Messenger RNA from Ascoidea rubescens DSM 1968, 912 nucleotides. It is a transcript of the gene ADE1, whose product is annotated as phosphoribosylaminoimidazolesuccinocarboxamide synthase. Gene Ontology annotation, cellular component: cytoplasm. The transcript has a single exon. Gene Ontology annotation, biological process: 'de novo' IMP biosynthetic process. Lineage: Eukaryota; Fungi; Ascomycota; Saccharomycetes; Ascoideales; Ascoideaceae. Gene Ontology annotation, molecular function: phosphoribosylaminoimidazolesuccinocarboxamide synthase activity. Bases 1 to 912 code for a protein of 303 amino acids. The record is from RefSeq and is a predicted model, not a curated record.
AUGUCACAAGAACCCUAUCUUCUAGAAACAAAUCUAGAUGGCAAACUACCACUAAUCGCUAGAGGCAAAGUUCGCGAUAUCUACCAAGUGAAUGAUUCUCAGUUGUUGUUUGUUGCCACCGAUAGAAUCUCAGCCUACGAUGUUGUCAUGAACAAUGGUAUUCCCAACAAAGGAAAGCUUUUGACGAAAUUAUCAGAGUUUUGGUUUGAAUUCUUCAAAGACGAUGUCAAAAACCAUCUAUCCCAUAUUACGCUCCAACAGGGCUUGACCAAAGAAAUCCAGCAACCAAAAUAUCUACAACAAUUAGUCGACAGAUCUCUAAUUGUUAAUAAAUACAAAUUAGUCCCUCUAGAAGUCAUUGUUAGAGGCUAUCUAACAGGCUCUGCAUGGUCUGAAUAUAAGAAACAUGGAACCGUUCAUGGAACGAAAUAUCCCCCAGGCUUUCAAGAAUCUCAUGAAUUUGAAUCCCCAAUUUUUACUCCAUCCACUAAAGCUGAAAACGGACAACACGAUGAAAACAUCUCCAUCGAAAAGGCAAUUAAAAUUGUUGGUUCCAAAAAAAUCGUUGACGAUUUAAUUCAAAUUGCAAUUUUAUUAUACAAAAAAGCAAAAGACUAUGCAAAGACUAAAAAUAUCAUCAUCGCUGAUACGAAAUUCGAAUUUGGCUUGGAUGAUGAAAAUAAUCUAGUUCUAGUCGAUGAAGUUCUAACUCCUGAUUCCUCAAGAUUUUGGAACUUGUCAACCUAUAAACUAGGUCAAGGCCAGGAUUCUUAUGAUAAACAGUUUUUAAGAAACUGGUUAACCGAUAAUAAGUUGAGAGCCAAAGAAAAUGUAACAAUUCCAGAUGAAAUUGUUACUAAAACAAUGGCUAAAUAUGUCGAGGCUUACGAAGCCUUGACUGGUGAUAAAUAA